UAGCACAGUGUCUCCUAUCCUUGGUUGCAUUUCCUUAUGAUAUUUUGAUACAAAACCAUAACAUUUUUAUUCGUUUUAGGCAUUCAAAAUGGUUUUCUAAUACUGAGGCCUCGUUUUGGAAAGUCAUAUUUAUAUGGCCUAGGCACGUGAAGCUGAAGGCAUUGGUUAGUUGUCCAGUUGAACAAACCCCCCACUUUAUAAAAUGAGUUCUUCGUACAUUAGAAGAAUGGCUGUGCUGAGUGCAAAAAUUUUUGGAAACAUCCCAAGACCUGUUUCAGAGAGGUCAGCAAAAGUAAUUCAAAUGUACAAACAAAAACCAAUGGGACAAGACCGAUUGAACUACUAUCCGCCACUGGACAAGUUCAAUGUUCUGCUACAAAAACUAAGACAUCUUGGUAUAUAUCACGAUGAAUAUCUAGAUUUCAAAGAAGAAAUGAAGGCUAGGAGGAUAGCGAGAGGGAAAAUUCCACCUAAGAAAGGUGAAGGGAAGAGAUCAAAGAAGAAAUAACUUUUGUCGUGGUUGUGUUGUUUUGUGGCAUGCGAUGUUUGCACCCUUGAAGCCGAAACGAAGUUUGAUAUUCAUGUGGCAAAUUUUCAAAGUAAAGACUCAAAAAUGAUGCAAGAGACAGUUCAGGGUUAGUUUUAUGACAUUAAAACACAAGGCCAGUAUACAACUUGUAUCAUUUAAGAUGAGUUGCCCCAGAAACCUUAAUUGUUUUCUCAAGCUGAUGGCAUUACAUUCCCUUCUACUGACAGUGAAUCCAAAGCAAAUCCAAAUGAUGGCAGUCAGUGAUGUUUUGUCUAUAAACUUUCCAAAGAUGAAAUUUCCUUAAAGAGGGGCAGGGUUGCAGUGAACAAGAGGACAGGCUCUCAAGUUUCGGAAUACCUGUUUUCGGAAUUUUGUAAAGCUCCGUUUCAUUUUUGCCUAAUUUGUCCCAUUUUUUAGGUAUUGAGAAGCUUUGUCAGAAAACUAUUUGCCCACCCAAACAUUUUUGUCUCACUGCGCCCCUGAAGAGGGGUGUCGUCUUUGGAGGGAGCAACUGGCUGUUGAUACAGCCCAGAGACAUGAAAAGGCACUCUCUCUAGCUACUCUAAAAAGCCACUAUAUUAUAGAUCUGUGAUGCAUUGGCUAGACUUUGCGAUACCAUCAUCACUUACUUUAUGCAUUAUCCCAUGUUACCACGUGCUUUUGAAAGCCUGUUUGCGCUACGAAAGCAUUAUGAUGCCAACGCCAGUUUAACAACUAUAUUUAGGUUUUAUUGCCUCCUCUUACUGCCACAUUUGAGGAGGAUGUAGGCUAUCAAUUAACAUUAAUACGUUCUUUCCAAAAUUUAUAACGCAAAUGAGAAAAUAAUUGGAGUGGAAUCCUCUUUUAGAAUAGCAGAACUUCAAUAUAUAGCAGUACCGACUUGAUAUAUUGAAUUCCUUCUUCAUAUCUGACCACAGGAUUUGCUGUGUAAUUAUCUUUGAGACACGAUGUCUUUCUAGCCUGUUUGAA
Messenger RNA from Rhopilema esculentum, 1498 nucleotides. Its product is annotated as small ribosomal subunit protein mS33. Gene Ontology annotation, cellular component: mitochondrion. Lineage: Eukaryota; Metazoa; Cnidaria; Scyphozoa; Rhizostomeae; Rhizostomatidae. The record is from RefSeq and is a predicted model, not a curated record.